Messenger RNA from Pseudoliparis swirei, 1678 nucleotides. It is a transcript of the gene mbd4, whose product is annotated as methyl-CpG binding domain protein 4. Gene Ontology annotation, cellular component: nucleus. NCBI's taxonomy places the organism in Eukaryota, Metazoa, Chordata, Actinopteri, Perciformes, Liparidae. The coding region runs from base 90 to 1532 and encodes 480 amino acids. The record is from RefSeq and is a predicted model, not a curated record. The transcript has 7 exons. Gene Ontology annotation, biological process: base-excision repair. Gene Ontology annotation, molecular function: pyrimidine-specific mismatch base pair DNA N-glycosylase activity; DNA binding.
CAUCCGGCAAGACAACACAGAGCGCACGGCAUGAGUCUGUGGGCUGCAUCCCUGUGAGGAAAGGAGGAGUACGAGGUGAGGAACCAGGAAUGGCUGCAGAUGUGGGAGGAAGGGAAGAAAAAAAUAAAAGUCAGCUUGUGGAUAAUGAUUUGAACAGCACACCUCUCAAAAUGCACACUGACUGCGAUGCCCGGCUGGAGACCAGCGACAAAAGAAACAACCAAAGUCCCAAAUGUGAAGACGACUCCCGCCGUACUUCAACGCUGCCCCAUGGCUGGAUCAGAGAGGUGAGGCAGCGGAAAGCUGGCAAGACAGCGGGCAAAAUGGACAUCUACAUUACAAGUCCCCAGGGGCAGAGGUUCCGCUCGAGAGCAUCCCUGCAUGCUUUCCUCCUGAAAGACGGAGAAGGGAUCUUAGACAUAAACCUCUUUGACUUCACCGCAUCCAAGGACGACGUCGUCUCCAAAGGGCGACGCAGGACGAGAAAGAAAAGACACGCAGGCGGACGGAAAGAGACGACGGAUUCCCCUCCGAGUAAAUCCAAGAGAGCCUCUCCCUGCCUCGGGAGUGCCGCCGCAGACGGAGAGGCGGAGAGUCGCACGCGAGCUGCAUCUUCGACCGCAGAGGAGGACGACGUCGGACCGCGGGAGUCUCCCUCCAGUCGACAACGAAACACUCCCGCGGCGCACAAGGUCGACUCGAGGCCUCCUGUGCCAACGCUGAACGUGGAGCCUGCCACCGAGAGCGAGGAUGAGGAGGAGGGAGGCGGAGGGGAGAGGAAAGACGAAGGCGACUGCGAGUGUAGUUUUGAUCUGGAGGCCGACAGCCGUCGGGAUGAGGAGGCGGCGUUCCCAGACACCGCCGGUGGGAGCUGCACACCAGUCGGCGAUUCCCAGAAUAAGUCCAAGAGUGUGGAAGACAAACGGAAAACAAGCCCUUAUUUCAGCAGGAAACUCUGCAGAGAUGGCCCGAGCCCACCCAGGAGGAAGGCCUUCAGGAAGUGGACGCCCCCUCGCUCGCCCUACAACCUCGUCCAGGAAACCCUUUUCCACGACCCCUGGAAGCUGCUGGUGGCCACCAUCUUCCUGAACAAGACCAGCGGCAAGAUGGCCAUACCGGUGCUGUGGCGGUUCUUCGAGCGUUACCCGUCCCCAGAGGUGACCCGCGAGGCCGACUGGAAGCCCCUGUCCGACCUCAUGAAGCCCCUCGGCCUGUACGAGCUGCGAGCCAAAACACUCGUACGCUUCUCAGAUGAAUACCUCGCCAAAGAGUGGCGUUUCCCCAUCGAGCUGCACGGGAUCGGGAAGUACGGCAACGACUCCUACAGGAUCUUCUGCGCGGGCGAGUGGAGAGAGGUGAGUUUCCGUUAUUUUUUAAUUUUUUUUGCCGUCCACGAAUGCAGACGUUCGCGGCCAUAUUUUAACCGCCUUCAUUUUACGUUUACAAAAAAAAAAAAGGUGAAGCCCGAAGAUCACAUGUUGAACAAAUACCACGACUGGCUGUGGGAGAACCACGAAGAGCUCGGGAUCUGAAACACGAGGGAACCGCAAGGAAGAUGGGCACAUCGUGUAAAAACCGGAAUCCCUUUUUUAAUUAUGCAGCAAUAGUGCUUCUUCCUUUUUAAAACCUUUAUUUUUAUUUUUUAUGUGUGCUGUGAAAUAAAAACAUUUUUUUUAAA